AAGUAAACAAGACAUUUUUUUUAAAGAAGUAUUUAGUCGCUCAUGUCGUCUCCAACUUUGAUUGUGGUCGUGGUUGAUUUCGACUCGACGUAUCUUCGCUCUUUAAAGUUUUUCAACUCCAUAGAGUCACUCAGUUUAAUGAUAAUCGUCGACUAUCAAAGUUCUCUUUUCGUAUUUCUACACGAAACAAAAUCGGUACGAAAAGGAAAACAAAUGUUGUUGAAUAUAAAUUGUGCUUUUAAUUGAAUUUAAUUUAUGAGCGCUUCUAAUUAAGCAUCCGAGUGCAAAAAAAAAAGUUGAAGUGUUGAAUAAUUGAGAAACGAAAAGAAAAGUUUUGAGUUUAUGUUUUAGCAAUUGAAAUGAAAUCAAAAGAGCGACCUUCGUUAAGAAACAGAUUUGGAUCAACUGUUUAAUUAAAGCCAAUUGAAAGUGUAACUGAACGUUACUUCACGUUCACCUAGACUUCAUCGUGAUCAUUUCAAGGUUGCUUCUGUUUCUCAUCAUAGAACAAUAUCUUUCGUGAAAUAUGUUUCCAAUGUGAUAACACAUUCCAAUAAGUGAAAUAAACAAGCACUUAAGUAGUCACAAGUCGAAACAGUUAAUAAAUCAAUCAAACACAAUAAAAUUUGUAGCUUGUUAUCAAACAGAAUCAUUGAGCUAAUCAAAUUUUUCGAUUGAUUUUAUUGAUUGAAAACAAACACAGAGACAAAUUAAAAAAAAAGAUUUGAAGAAGUGAAAUGAAAUCAAUUCCAUUAUUGUUCAAAUAAAUUACAUAAGAAAAUUAAAUUACGGAGUUUUAUAUUACUGAAUAAAAAUUUGUGUAUCCGGUUGUUGGGAAGUUGGGAGGCUUUGAAAAAAUGUCAUUGCAACGCAACGAAAAAAGAAAUUUCAAUUCAAGCCUUCGCAGCAUUGCAAGUGCUGAUGAAACUUCUGAUAUUCCCUUCGCAGACGAUGAUGAUGAAAAUUCGAAUGGAAGUAGACAAAGUCUUGAAUCAUUUUCUGAAAAACCAAACAUGAAUUCGCGAAGGCGAGUUGCAGCAUUCACAGAUGCAAAUGAUAAAAGUGAUAGUGAAUCGACACAUUCUGAACAUCAUGACCAACAUAUGCCCUUGGCAUCUGAAGUGAGAUUCGCAGAAACUUCUAACCUUGAUGUUAUGAGACGUAACUCUAUUUCUAUGCCUACUCUAAACGAUAAUCAAUUAGAUGCAUUACGAGCAUUGCAUAUGAAAGCUGUUGAAACGGAAGACAACUUUGAAGACAGUAAGGAAGGAAGUCAAGAAAGCUUAACAAAAAUAAAGGUUCUUGAUGAGACGGGAGAAUCAAUGGCUUGUAGCCUUGCGGAUAUAGAGACUGAAGCACCAAUAACUCCUGAAGAAGAACCAAUGUUUAGGAAGAAGUUUCGUUCAAAGCGCCGCAAUUCUAUCAAUCCACUCCCUGCAAUUCGCGUCAACGGAGAAAUCAUGGUGAAUGCUGAGUAUGAUGCUCAGAGUGUGAAUAGCAAUGCACAGUCAAUCACCAGCGUCAAUUCGCUUGCGAGUCUUCUGAAGGAGAAAAUACAAUCAUUGCCAGCGAUGAUUAGAAAACGUAAAAAGCCAAAGGAUUAUAAGUUGCGAGCAUUCACAGCAUUUCUUUUCCUCGUCAUUGUCUUUCUAGUCGGUUAUGCUUACAUAAUGUACAAUCGCAAAGUCACAUCUCGUCUCUAUUUCGAUCACAUUAAGUUCAACGGCGUUGAUCGACUUUUACAUAUUUUAGAUGCCAAAGAGAGGAACGUGCUUAGUGGAAAUCUCGGCGUGCCGCUUUUCGAUAGCAAGCCGUUCUCGUGCAAAGAUAAACCGAAAGACGGAAGCUUCUGUUGGGAAUGGACGAGACAAGCGAAACUCUACGUGAAUCUUGAUUCAAAGUUCACAGGUGUGAGCAGCGAUGAAAUGCCAAGCACAAGAUGCUACACGUUUCGUUGGGAGUCAAUUGAUGAGAAUUUUGAACCGAUUGAUUGCUUUAACAUCGGAGAAGAACGUGGCCAAUGGUAUGGUGGUGGGUUGACGAGAGAUGCUGAUUGGCAGUUGGAUCGAGCAACUUUCAGUUUCGCGUCGUUCAUUUCUGGUGACAUCAGAUUUAAUCAAUGGAGUAAUGCCGUUCGUCGUUAUUUUAUCAACUCUCACGGUGUCGCACUUGAAGUAGAUGAAGCUACUCCACUUCACAUUUCAAUCAACGAAGAAUAUCCAUCGCAAUUCUGUUUAAAAGCUCAGCACGAUAAUUUUGCCUUCAUCAAUCGUCCAACACCGACAACAGCGUUAAAAUAUCGCAUUUGUACCGCGAGCGACAUGAAAAUUCUUCAUCACAAUUUAACGCAAAAGAAUCUUUGGGAUGGGUUGAAGGAGCUUGACAUCAAUGUCAUUAAAACGAUGUUUGAUGAGCCAGUGUGGGAAGUGACGGGAAGAAGCUUGACUGACGUUUCUAUUUCGAACUUUACAGACAGUGUCAUUGCCCUAGGCUACUUCCGAUUAGGUCACAUUCUAAUUAACGAACAAUGGCAGCAUUUUGUCGGUGACUACGAGAUGGACGAAGAAAGAUUCAAAGCGUUGAAUGACACCAUCAACGUUCUACAUCGACGAGGCUUUCGAAUUUCCUUAACAAUUCAACCUUUCGUGUCAACUGAAAGCAAAAACUUUAUUGAGUUGUUAAACAAAAGACUUUUGGUGUAUGAGAGAUCAACAGCGAAAACAAUUCCAGCAUUGACAAAAUUUAAGAAUGCACCAAGUGUCGGUGUUUUAGAUCCAACAAACAAUGAAACAAUUCCAUGGCUUUUGCAUAAAAUUGACAAAACUGUCAAGAAAUAUUUGGUUGAUUCAUUUUAUCUCGAAUUUGGAUCAGCUUACGAUAUGCCGCGAUUCUAUGAAUGUCAAUCACCACUUCUCAAUCCAGACCAUUACAAAACAAUCUUCAUGAAUCGCAUUUCAGAGUCAAUGAAUCUUCUUGGUGUGUCUGGUGCUAUUUCUGUUCCACGACCGCCAGCUUUUCUGAAUCUUCCGAAAGUGAAUUCAAGUUGGGAGGGAUUGCAAAUGGUCAUAACGAGUGCACUCAACUAUGGCAUCAUUGGUUACCCGUUCAUCAUGUCAGGUGCUGUUGGAGGUGAUUACAUCGAUUUCGCAAAUGGAACCAUCCAAGAGAUGACUUCAUUACCAGAAAAAGAACUUUACAUUCGUUGGCUUCAAUUAGCAACGUUCUUACCAGUGCUUCGCUUUACUCAUCUCCCAUCUGAUUACAAAGACGAGAGAGUCACAGAAAUUGCGAAAGAGUUGUCAGCGAUUCGACAAAAAACUGUCACUCCAAUACUGAAAAAAUAUUUAAGCGAUGCAAUGAAUGAAGGUUUGCCAUUAGUUCGUCCAUUGUGGAUGUUGGAUCCACAUGAUGUCGCUUGUCUGAAUGUCGUUGACGAGUUUUCUGUUGGUGAACAACUUAUCGUUGCACCCAUUCUCGAACGACAAAAAACGAUCCGUGAAGUUUAUUUACCGCAAGGCGUUUGGAAAGAUGGCGUCGAUGGUUCGUUACGUAAAGGUAGUCGAUGGAUUCAUAAUUAUCGUGUGCCAGACGACAAAAUUGCUUAUUUUGUUAAGAUGCCCGAUAAUACGAGAUUCUAAUGAUGAGUAUUAGACACGAUAGUGUCGAAAGAAGAAAAAGUUUUGAACAAUCUUCGAUGCCAAAAAACAAAGUUCUGUAAAAGCUUCCAACGAUAACAAUAACCGCAAUAUUGUUAAAGCCAAAACUAAGUUUAACAUUCACUUUAUUAUUUCUUUAAUAAAUAAAAGAGUUAAAAAAAUUAUAA
Molecule: messenger RNA, 3823 nt
Organism: Clunio marinus
Lineage: Eukaryota; Metazoa; Arthropoda; Insecta; Diptera; Chironomidae
Source: the annotation of a GenBank genome assembly